AGAUUUAGGACAAGGGUUCAUCCACAACGCAAACAAUCCAGCCCUUUGGUGCUGUUUGGGAUUUGCAGUUAGGAGAGAGGCAGGACGGGGUCUGGCUUGAGCAUGCUGUACAAACGCUGCCACAUCAAUCAGCUGCAGUAUUAAAAGACGAAAGCAAGCAAAAGACUGAAUGUUCUGUUCGGAGGUGAAAGGGGAGCAUCUUCACCAAAAAAAAUUGGCAUCAAAGGGCGGGGGAAGCCCUUCUUGGACAUCCCCAUCACAACUGACUAUUCUUCACACAAGCAUUUCUUCCCUGUGCAGCUAAGAGUGAAAGAAAGAUCCCUUUGGGCACUGCCACAUCUGGCAGGGAUUUAAAGGCUUAAAAUCCAGCCUUCGCUGCAAUCCACAAUGGCAAAUGAACCAGUGAUUUUGAAUGUUUAUGACAUGUACUGGAUAAAUGAAUACACUUCUACGUUGGGCAUUGGAGUCUUUCACUCUGGGAUUGAGAUCUAUGGCAGAGAGUUCGCCUAUGGAGGGCAUCCCUACCCUUUCAGCGGGAUUUUCGAAAUCACUCCAGGCAGUGCUGUGGAGCUUGGCGAGACCUUUAAAUUCAAAGAAUCCAUUGCCUUGGGCACUACAGACUUUACAGAAGAAGAUGUGGAUAAAAUCAUGGAGGAACUGGGCAAGGAGUACAAGGGCAAUGCCUACCAUCUCAUGCACAAGAAUUGCAAUCACUUUUCAGCUGCUCUGGCAGAGAUCCUGUGUGGGAAGGAAAUCCCCCGCUGGGUGAACCGCCUGGCCUACUUCAGCUCCUGUAUUCCCUUCCUGCAAAGCUGCCUGCCCAAGGAAUGGCUGACUCCAGCAGCCCUGCAGAGCCACAUCAGCCUCGGCCUCCACAAGGAAGAGCAGGGAGACACCACCGACGAGGAAUCCCCGUCCACUUCCGCAGCGGCCUCCGCCUCAGGCCCUUCACGGACCUGCAGACACACAAGAGUCUGAACUGUGCCUGGCUGAGCUGCCCUGCUGAGCCUCUGCCUCUGCUGCCCCAUUGCCUGGUCACUUGCCAUUGACAUCCUUCUCCAAGGACACUGGACAGUCUUGCCUCUCAAGGAGAAGAUGAACACCCUUGCCUCUUUUUUAAAGGACAGCUUGUUUCUCAGCUGCGUCACUCCAGAACUCCAUCAAAGAGUGUGGGGUUUAGGCUCCUGAGGCUAGGUGGUACUCUUUGAUUUUAAAUACACAAAACGAAACAAAAACUGCUGGAAUCAUGGGGAUGUGGCACAGCAGGCCUGAAGGGAAGCCACACGGAGAAGUCCCUUACUUGGGACUCUUUUAAUCCCCUGCCUCCUCCAGCAGUGACCACAAAAACACCUUCUCUCCUGUUUUUCUGAGGUGGCAACUUACCCAUAGUGCACCUCUUUUAAGUACCAAAAUCAGAGCUUACCUUUCUCACCCCAAGACCAGCAACAAGCUCCAGUUAAUUCUCUUAUCUCCUCAGUUUUCUUUCUUUUUGUCAUCACUAGGUUCUAAAAACCAUCUGAAGGAUAAAUGAAAGGUGCUGCCCUUCUACCGCCGCAGAUUAUGAUUAUUAUGAUUAUUUUGUGAGUUAGAAUAUUGUAUAAGAGACCGAAGGACUUGUUACCCUUCAACUACAAUAGCAAAAUUAAUCUAAAAAAAAUAUGAAUGUGUGAGUCUGACUUUUUAUUUAUUUAUUAGAGCAAGUGAGAGGAAGACACACAAUAGUCAAGUUUGUAACUCCUUUCUGAGCAGAGGUUCUCAGGCCUUUAAAUCCAGGGGUUUAAUCUCAGGUCAUUAAUCCAGGAACCUGUGUCCCUCUAUCUGUGGCUGGAUUGUAACUGCCAGUGCAGAGCUAGCUACCAAAACAGAGUCACAGCUCCUAUUUAAGGCUCCGACUGAGGAUGACUGCAAUAUAGUAACUUCUGAGAUAGGCUCUCAUGAAGCCUUCAGCCUGAGCCCAGCAUGGAGCUGUCCUGAAUAUGUACCUAAGUGGAGGCAGGUGCUCACAACAGAACAAAAGCACCACUUAAGACUUUCUUCAUAGGGAAAUGUUGCUCCAUCUGCACUCCCCACACAAUCAGGUCCCAAAUUCAAUCCCUGGCAUAUCCAGGUAGUAAAGACCUCUGUCUAAGACUGGCAGUCAGAAUACACUAUACAGUGGUACCUUAGUUGUCGAACUUAUUUCGUUUCGGGAGUCCAU
Podarcis muralis (Common wall lizard) is the source of this 2197-nucleotide messenger RNA. Its product is annotated as deubiquitinase DESI2-like. Gene Ontology annotation, molecular function: deubiquitinase activity. The record is from RefSeq and is a predicted model, not a curated record. Lineage: Eukaryota; Metazoa; Chordata; Lepidosauria; Squamata; Lacertidae. Gene Ontology annotation, biological process: protein deubiquitination.